Aphis gossypii (cotton aphid) is the source of this 3869-nucleotide messenger RNA. RefSeq lists its product as uncharacterized. Gene Ontology annotation, molecular function: transcription termination site sequence-specific DNA binding; protein binding; helicase activity. The coding region runs from base 248 to 3742 and encodes 1164 amino acids. NCBI's taxonomy places the organism in Eukaryota, Metazoa, Arthropoda, Insecta, Hemiptera, Aphididae. Gene Ontology annotation, cellular component: nuclear body. The record is from RefSeq and is a predicted model, not a curated record. The transcript has 17 exons. Gene Ontology annotation, biological process: termination of RNA polymerase II transcription.
GAACUCUCAUAUUAAGUUCGUAAACUAAGAGUUAAGUAAAUAAAAUUUAAAAUAUCAUCUUAAAUCUUACUUUGUGAUACAUAAUAUUAAUUUCAUCAUCAAUUUAUCAGACAUUUUUCGAAAAUGAUAUUUCGAUUUCUAUGAACUGAUAUCAAUCAACAAUCCAAAAUUCCCAAAAUGUAUACAAUUUACAUCAUGGUGCGUGAAUACUUACAUGAGAACUGAUCAUGUCUGAAAUGAUUUAAAAAUGGAAAACAUGGAACAAAGUAUGCCUAGUUGUGCUCUUAAAUGUCUUCGAAAUGUUGAAGAUGUUUCUCAAAGUGUACAUCAAGUUAAAUAUGGAGUAAAUACUAUUGGAAGAGGAUUAAACAAUGAUAUUGUACUCAAAAAUUUGAGUGUAUCAAGAACUCAUUGUCACUUACGAGUUGAAAAAAAAGAAUCCAAAGAUAUUGCAUAUAUCAAGGAUUUAGGUACAUCAAAUGGGACUAUUGUUGGCAAUAUAAAUUUAAUUGAAUUUGAAGAACAUCAGUUGAAUGAUUUAGAUAUGAUUGUGUUAGCUAGUGGUGAUGAAGGAGUCGUUCUACAAUAUAUUGAUCAAGUAGAUCGUGCUAUUAGUAUUUCAAAUCUAUGUAAUAAUCCAAUGAAUAAUAAAAGAAAAGUACUCAAUGAAGAAAAUGUGGAUGAUGAAUCAACUGCUGUAAAAAUUCCAAAAUUAGUUACAGAUUCAGAUGAAUGUAAUAUAUUAAAGAAACCAUUUUCAAUUACCAAUACCAAUUUAUCAAAUUCAAAUGCAUUGGAAAUUUUGCCUAAUGUUGCUAAUAAUUUACAACAUUCAGAUUUAAAUCAAUUAACAUUAGUUGAUGCUAUUUUGAAGCCAAAUACAAAUUCUGAUGACCAAAAUUUACCAGUUAAAGACCCCAAAAUAAUUUCUACAAAUAAUACAAAACCUUCUUGUUCUCAUUAUAAAGAUAAUAUAUCAGUCAAAGACCUUGAAAUAGUUCCUACAAAUAAUAUAGAACCUUCCUGUUCUCAUUAUAAAGAUAAUAUAUUUAGUGCAGUGGAAAUAAAAACCGAACCUGAUACAAUAAAUAAUGUAUUAAGUCAAGGAACAUAUCGCAAUGAAGAAGAUAGUUUUAUUGUAGUUUAUUCGUCAGAUGAUGAGAAUGGAUUAGAAUUAUCAAGCAACUUAAUUGAAAAACAGGAACAAAUUAAAUCAAACACAUACAUGAAACAAUCAUGUUCAUCGACUUCAAAAAUAGAAAAUAAUUUGAACCUUUCAGAAUUGUCAAUUCAACAUCAAAGAAAUGAAAUACCAAGUGAUAAUAAAGAUGAUUUAAUUUGCAUACCACCUAACUUGAAUUCCAAUAAUAUAAGUAUUUUGAUUAGUUCAAGUGAUAGUGAAAGUGAGUACACUAGUAAAUACCCUAAAAUUAUUGAUCCUUUUCCAAUGAAAGAUAGUAAAAGGGGACAAACAAAGCUAUUAGAAAAGAAUAAAUAUAUAAUAAAAACUCGAGCUAAAUCAGAAAAAAUAAUUCGUAAUAAAAAGAAAGCUGAAGAAGUAAUUGUUGAUCAAAAUAAACAAAUUAUUCAAGAAAGACAAAUGAGACUUAAAAAAUUGGCUACAAAUAACUCAUCAAACGAAUUUUUAAAAACAAUAAAUGAAAAUCCAUCAACUAAUGAUCCUUUUAUUGAUAACCCUUCGACAAUUAGUAAAUUAAAAAUAAAUAAAAGAGUAUCUAGAGUAGAGAAAACAAAUAAUGAUUAUUGUAUGCCAAGUACAUCAAAAUCUAAUUUGCCUGUACAAGACGUUCAAAACAAAACUGGAUUAAAUUGUCAAAAAAUAACUUCAACUGCAACAAUUACUAAACCAAUUAACUUUGUUUUUUUUGAUACACUUAGUAAAAUUUGUAAGUGGAAUGCAGUGUGGUUGUAUGAGGAAAAAUUUGUUGAUACAUCUCCACCAUUGGUAAAAACUAUCUAUAAAAUGAGAGAACAAUUUGAUACUCCGUCUGAAUAUUCUUCUACAAUGAAAUCAAUAUUAUUCUAUGAAAUUUGGUCAAAAAUAAGUGAAUCAUAUCAUAUGGUACUUAGUAGAAUCCCUGAUUUGGAAAAAUGUAUUUUUGAAAAAUCUUCAAAAAGAAAUUUACCUCUCCCAACAUUUGACAUUCAAUCUGUUAAUAAAGAAUUUUCCUCAUCAGUACAAGCAUUAAAAUCUAUUAGUCAGCCAUUAUGGUGCUUAAAAUGUAUAGGAACGAAUAAGAACAUUGAAACUUUAUCGGGAUCAAGAAGUUCACUUAAGGGAUGUUUAUGUAUUGUUAUAGUACAGUCAGAAUGUUUUGAAACAAAUGUUGUUAAAAAUAAAAAACCAAUGAAAUCUAAAAAUAUUUUUUUUGCUUAUGUUAAUAUGGCAAAAAAAAUUGGGUACCACUCAAAUUCACAACUGUACAUAGAACUUAUUGUGACAAAAAAGACUGAAAAUAUUCCAAAUGGAACACAUAUUCACUUAAUGGAUAUUUUUUAUUUACACUCGGAAUUGCGUUUAUUUCAAGCUUUAAAUAAUGUGACAACAUCAUCACUAUGCAAGGCACUCAUUACUCCACAGUUGCAUAACUUCAGUAUUGAUUCUUCAAAAGCUAAUUUAAAAAAUUAUAACAUUAAUAGUUUAUUAUUGAACAAUAGUCAAAAAGAAGCUGUAAAAAUGGCUACAACAAUUUGUAAUUCUGUAGAACCAAAUGUAGGUUUGAUAAUUGGACCUCCAGGUACAGGAAAAACUAAUGUUAUUUGUAAUAUUAUUUUAACUUUGAUGUCUAACAAAUUGAUCAAGACUGCAACUAAACCUAAACUUCUUGUAUGUGCACCUUCUAAUGAAGCUGCUGAUGUAAUAGUAAGACGAAUAGUAGAAAUUAAAAAGGACUUAAAAUGUGAAACACAAUUUGAUGUGAUACGAGUGGGUAGUGGACAAAAAUAUGAUCCUAAUUCACCUAUUGUUGAUGUAAUGCUUGAUACUAUAAUCAAACAAAGAAUGGAAAAUCCUUUAAAUGAAGCAAAUCGACAAGGUCAAACAAAUAAUUUGUUUAUGUAUACUAAUAAGAAAGAACUUGAAAAUGAAAUACUCCUAAAUGCUGAAGUUAUUGUGACAACAUUGAACUCCUGUUUUUCUAAAACAAUGGAGGAUACCUUCAAGCCUUCAAAUAUUAAUUGUCAUUUUACUGCCUGUAUAGUAGAUGAAGCUGGACAAUCUAUAGAACCUCUAAUUUAUGUUCCAUUACUACUUGGUAUUAAUAAAUUAAUUUUGGUUGGAGAUGAUAAACAGCUUCAACCAUUAGUAAAGAGUAAGGUGGCCAAAGAUAAUGGCCUUGGUAUUUCUCUUUUCAAACGGCUUAAAACAUGGUUUGAACAUAAGCGCCCCACACGAAAGAGUUUUCCAGUUACAAUGUUAAAUACUCAAUAUCGAAUGCAUAAUGAAAUUUGCUUAUUUCCAUCAACAUACUUUUAUAAAGGUGUAGUUAAAACUGCACCAUCUGUCAAAAUGAGAAAGCAGCUACCAUUUCAGCCAUAUAUGAUCCUAGAACAUGAAAGCCAACAAGAUAAUACAGGUGAGUUAAAUAUUGGUGAAGCAUAUAUGAUUGUAAGUUUGGUAGAAAUUUUACUCGAUUCGGAAUGUCAAUCACUAUCAAUUGCAGUCUUAACUCCUUACCAUAAACAGAGAGAGCAAAUAAACGUAUUGUUAAAGAAUAAGUAAGAAGUCUAAUUUUGUAUAUUAUAUUAAUUGUCUACUAACAAAAAUAUUUUUAAAGGAAGAUCUGAUAAAUGUCAAUACAAUAGAUUCAUUUCAAGGUGGUGAAUGUGAUGUGUUACUGAUUUCAACA